Impatiens glandulifera is the source of this 354-nucleotide messenger RNA. Its product is annotated as putative non-specific lipid-transfer protein 14. The transcript has a single exon. Gene Ontology annotation, cellular component: membrane. The coding region runs from base 1 to 354 and encodes 117 amino acids. NCBI's taxonomy places the organism in Eukaryota, Viridiplantae, Streptophyta, Magnoliopsida, Ericales, Balsaminaceae. Gene Ontology annotation, biological process: lipid transport. Gene Ontology annotation, molecular function: lipid binding. The record is from RefSeq and is a predicted model, not a curated record.
AUGAUGAAGCAACAGAUGAGAAAGUUGGUAGUGUUGGUGAUAAUGAUCGGAGUUGGUUGUAUAGCAUCGGCAAGGGGGAGCGUAGAUUGCAACACGGUGACGGCGUUCAUAUCAGCAUGCUCCACCUUCGUGAGUUAUGGGUCCCCUGACCCCAUCCCUGGCACCCCAUGCUGUCAGGCUGUCGGUAGCAUCAACACCCUCGCCACUUCCAGACACGACCGCCAGUCCAUCUGCCGUUGCUUGAUGGGCCUCAUUACUGUUUACAAUCCCAACGCCACCGCCAUCGCUACCUUGCCCGGUUUCUGCGGCGUUUCUCUAGGCUUCAUCAUUGCACCCAACACCGACUGCAACUAG